AUGUCCCAGAAGGAUGACAACAUCUGGAGGUCGCUUUGCCUACUGAAACUCUUCGCACAUGUUGGGCAGGACUGGGCCGAUACCGAGUUCGAGCUCGUACUUGGUGAUGGAAGCUCCGCAUCGCUGUUCUGUGAUGGUGUCGCAUGGCUUGACACCGGGCGAUAG
Diaporthe citri is the source of this 165-nucleotide messenger RNA. RefSeq lists its product as uncharacterized. NCBI's taxonomy places the organism in Eukaryota, Fungi, Ascomycota, Sordariomycetes, Diaporthales, Diaporthaceae. The coding region runs from base 1 to 165 and encodes 54 amino acids. The record is from RefSeq and is a predicted model, not a curated record. The transcript has 2 exons.